AUGUCUGCAAUCUCAUCCGACGGUAAAACCUUCUCCGUGGAUGGAAGAGGCGCAAAAUAUAAUAGCCGUGAAGAUAUUGGGUCGAUAUUAGACGGGGUCGAUCCGGUACUUAUAGAGGAAGUACACUUUGGUGGCAAUACUAUUGGUGUAGACGCGUCUUUGGCUCUAGCGGAGUGGCUGCAAAAGGCUUCAAAUAUAAAGAUCGCUGACUUUGCAGAUAUCUUCACUGGAAGAUUGAUCUCAGAGAUCCCGCAGGCUUUAACUGCCAUUUGUGAUGCCCUGAUAGACAAGACAUCCCUCAUCGAGCUCAAUCUCAGCGAUAACGCUUUUGGAGGGCGUUCGGUCGACCCCAUGGUCCCGUUCCUUACGAAGAACAGAAGCUUCCAGGUGUUGAAGCUCAAUAAUAACGGUCUCGGUCCCGCUGGAGGACAGGUACUCGCCAAUGCUCUCUUAGAUUCCGCCAAGCUCAGCAAGGCAGAGGGGAAAACGUCCAACCUGCGUACAUUCAUUUGUGGACGUAAUCGAUUAGAAGAUGGCUCGGCUUCCGCCUGGGCUGAAGCCUUCGCAGCUCAUGGAGGUUUGAUUGAAGUCCGCAUGCCACAGAACGGGAUUCGGAUGGAUGGCAUAACAGCUCUUGCAGGUGGUUUAGCCAAGAACCGCAACUUGCAGUAUAUCGAUCUGCAGGAUAACACGUUCACCUUCGAGGGUGGACUUACUGGUGUGAAAGCUUGGGCAAACUCAUUAAGGGCAUGGCCAGACUUGCACACCCUCAACCUCUCCGACUGUUUUCUCUCAGCAAACGGAGAAGUACCGGAGCUCGUCACUGUCCUCGCGGAGGGAUCGAAUCCCAAAUUGCACUCUUUGCAGCUGCAAAAUAACAACCUUGAGGGAGAAACAUCUCAAUUACUGGCGGAAAACAUUAUGGAAAAUAUGCGGAACUUGAAAUAUUUGGAGCUACAGUGGAACGACUUCGAGGAGGAAGAUGAGCAUCUGAGUGCUCUGAGAGUGAGCAUGAAGCAGAGGGGAGGGAAGUUGUCUGUCACUGAUGAAGACGAGGAGGAACAGGAACAGGAGGAUGCAGAAGAAGAAGCUGAGGCACGAGCUGAGAAGGAGGCGGAACUUGAAAUGGACUUGGAGGAGAAAGCAUUCCAAGGAAAGACCGAAAAAUACGAGGCUGAUGAGCUCGCAAAUCUUAUGUCGAAGGUCGAGAUCGAAUAA
This is a messenger RNA of Lentinula edodes (shiitake mushroom), 1218 nucleotides long. RefSeq lists its product as uncharacterized. The record is from RefSeq and is a predicted model, not a curated record. Gene Ontology annotation, cellular component: nucleus; perinuclear region of cytoplasm; cytosol. The coding region runs from base 1 to 1218 and encodes 405 amino acids. Gene Ontology annotation, molecular function: GTPase activator activity; small GTPase binding. Gene Ontology annotation, biological process: nucleocytoplasmic transport; activation of GTPase activity. The transcript is spliced from 2 exons. Lineage: Eukaryota; Fungi; Basidiomycota; Agaricomycetes; Agaricales; Omphalotaceae.